Molecule: messenger RNA, 1521 nt
Organism: Trichoderma aggressivum f. europaeum
Lineage: Eukaryota; Fungi; Ascomycota; Sordariomycetes; Hypocreales; Hypocreaceae
Exons: 1
Coding region: 1-1521 (506 amino acids)
Biological process (GO): CENP-A containing chromatin assembly; chromosome segregation
Source: RefSeq, a predicted model, not a curated record
AUGGUCAAGUUCUCUGUCCCAACCAAGGCCAGGCUGCCUUCUUCACUGCGCGUUGAUUCCUCAAACCCAGCCGUCAUAAAGAGCCUGGGCCGACUCUCCCGCGAAGCUCUCAUUUCCCUGGCCAUCAGCUGGCUUGAUGAAGAUACCAUAGUCAACGCAGUGCCGUAUCUGGAACGAAGGGAUGACGAAGAUGAAAUCGAUCCAGAUGAUAUUUACCCCCCGUGUGGGUCGGUCCAGGAGCUGUACGAGCUGUAUGUCGAGAUGCAGCAGCAAAAGGGAUCCAAGCGCGACGUGGCCAAUCGCAUACUGGAAGGCGAUUGGAGACACGGACUGUCACUGUAUCAACUAGCCAUGGUCGACUUUUACUAUCUGGAGGAGCAUCCAAUGUCACAGAAAUGGACGGCUUACAAAAUACUCCCGUUGAAACCCCCUACCAAAGAUGCCGACGACGAAAUCCUUCAAGUUGACGAUAAGGCGUUGAAUGUCCCCCGUUUCCAUCCUUCGACGUUUCUUCAGAGCCUUCAGGACCAAGUCUUGCCGGAUAUCAAGGCUCAUUACCAAUUCUAUCGACCAAAAGACCUCUCAGUUCUGCUGUUGCGCAUAUUCGUCAUUGAAUCUCCCUACAACAGUAGCAUGGCCCUGUCCGGCGUCACCGGCAGUGGAGGUGCCACCAACUUUACUUCGUCGCGGACGGUGUACCUAGCAUUUCCGGAUGGCUCCUCCCACAUUUACAUCACCAAAUCUCAAGCCAACGGCCCGGCUCCUGCAGGCGAAUCGAAAAGCCUCCAGAAUCUGAUUAUUCACGGCGUCCCAAAAGCAUUGUCUAGGCCAAGAGAACGAUACUCCCUAAAGCCAACGAGUCUUACGAGCAGAAACCUGGAAACUCUCCUGGACAAAAGGGGACCUGGGCGGGGAAAUGCAGCAGGAGGUGGUUGGAGCAUAUAUGCCUCUGACAAGAACAAAAAGUCACCCCUCGAUGCCAUUCUUCCUAGCCCUCCGCUUUCCAGAGACUCCUCCCUUGCUGACCAGAACCGCAAGAGGUUGAAACCGCUGAAUUCAGAUCAGCGGUCUGCUAAACGAGCCAGGCUGGUUGCCCAAGCGCGGUUUGGUGAUUCCGGCCUAAUGGCUGAUGGGAAAGGGAUUGAAAGGGUCGACGUUCUAAUCAAAGAUCCAUUCCCGACACCUUCUGCUGUGGAGAAUCAAGCAUCAGAAGAAGACCAGGCAACCGCUCCAAGCGAGACUUCAGUUUCAGCUCGGAGAAGGACGAUUGAUGCUGUGCUUCGUCAGGCUGCUGAUGGCGAUGACGAAGAAUUGAAUGAGCCAGGAAAUCCUUCACAGUGGCGCCCGACGGUGCAAAUCACGUUUCAAGGGAAUCAUGUUUUUGCUGGUAUCCGACAACUUGUUGAAGCCGGCAUUGUGGAUGGCGAGCGCAUGCCCGGUUGGAUGACAGGCGAAGAUGGCGUUACUGUGGGCGUUGUAAAGCAUGGACGGAUACGGGGCAAUAAGGGAUCGGGGCUGUGA